This is a messenger RNA of Brenthis ino (lesser marbled fritillary), 4788 nucleotides long. The record is from the annotation of a GenBank genome assembly. Lineage: Eukaryota; Metazoa; Arthropoda; Insecta; Lepidoptera; Nymphalidae.
AUGUAUGGAGUAUACCCAAAAAAGCCGUCACUUGAGGUUGUUAAGAGAAUGGAGUCACAUAUAUUGAAUAUGUACCACCAAGCUGCUUAUCGCAGUAUCGGACAUAAGAUAAUGCGCUCCACAAGUGAAUCACUCUCAUCUGAAAGUAGUUGUAAUCAAAAUAGUCCAGAAUACUCCCAAAGUCAAAGAACUAAUCAGUAUGAAGAAAUUAAUGAAGGAGAGUAUUGGAACCCUCAAGACCGUCACCAGGUGUGGAGUCAAAAUCAAAAUGUUAAUAUAACACAGUCAAAUCAAGACACUAGCAUAGAUGAAGAUGAAAAUAUAGAAGUACAAGAAGUUUCUAUAGAUGACAGGAAUUCUGAGUCUAAUGACAACAUAGAUGCAUUAGAGGAAGAAAAUAUGGAAGAGAAUUCCCUUGUCGAAGGUGAUGAUUAUGAUGUGAUACAAGUUUUCGCUGUCGAUCCAGACUUAGAUCUAGAAGCCUCAUCAGAUGAGGAGCAAGAAGAUUAUUGCAUUAAUGAAGAAGAAAGUGAGUCUGAUGUCGGCGAAUAUUUAACAUCUGAUGAUGCUGCCAGUCCAACUCAACAUGCACCUCAAAGUCAAAUAAAUAUAUGCCAAGAUAACCUAGGUAUCAAUUUUGAUGCACCUGUAGUUUCAAAUGUCGAUGAGUAUUUUAUUAAAGAUACUGAUGAAAAGCAUAUAUUGGAGGUGAAGGAUGAACCGGUCGUAAAAGAUGUCGAUGAAUAUUUCAUUAAAGACUCCAAAGAAGGUUGGCAACUUUCGCAAAAUGAAGUAGUAGAAGUUGCCAAUGCUAAAUUUAAAUUGGAAGAAUUUCCAGUACCAGUAGAGCCUGACUUUCGGAUAUCAAAGUCUGUGCCAAAACAAAUAUUUGCUCCUGAUAUUUCCUCAACAGAGAAGGAAGAGGAAAUUGAAGAUGAAAAUGAAGAUCCUGUUGCUGAAGUUUCAAUAAAUGAAUCAGAUUUAGAAGUUCUUCCUAAUAUCGAAGAUUUAAAACGAUAUCUUUUAGAAGAUUUGCCGUACACAAAAUUGAAGCAUGUGCAAAAACCAUGUUCAGUCUCUCUACCCCAUUCACCUAUGCACAAUAUUUGUAUGGACAUAGUUGAUGCGAAGACCUGUUUAAGUUUUGAAGAUCUAAAUCUUGAUUUAUCUGAUCUAACGUUUGAAAAUGAUAAGGAAAAAUCAGCUACGAGCAUAAAGAGCGACGACAUUCCCCGCGCUUUGACUGAAGAAGAUGUAAAUAGCUUCCUUAUUACUAAUAAAACAGAAUCGAAGGAGGUUGUUAAAGAGGAAGAUGAUUUAAGUACUCAAGACAUGGAUAUUGAUCGUCCUGUUGACUCAAUAAUCGAUAAUGUCGACUCUCCUGUCAUAUUGCCUGACAGAAAAUGCACCUCAACUCCUAUACCAGGUGCAAAUGUAUUAGAAUUUUGCAUAGAAAAAACUACAGUCAAAAAAGAGCCAGAUAUUAAAAUUGAAACGGACGAUUUCGUAGACGUCGAAUCGUGCAAUGAUGCUGUCAUCCCAGUUUUAGAAGCUAAUAACUUAAAUUCGCUUCUAGAACAAUUCGAAGCAACUGAGAAGUUAAAUAAUAAAACAAGGAAACCAGUUAUAAAUGUCAGCGAGGUAAAGACUAAAAAUAUUAGCUUGACAAGUGGUAUGCGACUGCAGGAUGCUGGCGUUCAAUUGAACAAAACAAAAAUGCGCCAAAUUUUGAUGCCGUCCACUGUAAAUCCGGUGAUCAGGAGAUCGCCAAGUCCCGUUCACUCUGAUCACGAUUAUUGUUCAUCGAAAAAGAGGCACAGUCUUCCCAAUUUGAAGGGAGGACAAAGCCUCCUGAAACCUGAAGUCCUGUCUAGCAACAGCAGGAUACUUAGCUCAAGGCAUAGGUCUUGUAAAAAUAAGAAAGUAGUGUACCAUCUUAGUAGUGACGACGAAAGUGACGUAAGCAGUGCUAAGAAAAACAAAAUGAUGACCAAUCGUGCUAGUGAUGACAGUGACAUUAAAACAAAUAAAAAAUCUAGUGUGAAACUAAGUGUUAAACCUCCAGUGAAUUCAAAUCAUCGUAAGAAACUAUCGCCCGCGCGUAGUGCUCCGAACGAUAUCGAAAAAAGUAACGGUUCUGUGAUGGUGAAAAAUGCUUGUAAAGCAAGUGAUACUCCUUUUAGUCAAAAUUCUAAUGGUAGCAUUAAGUUAACGAUUAAAAAUAAAUCCGAAGUUAUAAUCAAAAACUGUGAUGUUAGGGAAAAUCAUAAAGACGUAGUCAUUGAUAAACCUAAGUCUAGCGCGUGUCCGAAUAAAUUAGCGAACAAUAUAAGCAAUGUUAAAAAUAUAGAACCAAUAGAUAGGAACAAAAAUAAAGACAUGACUAGUAUAGAUAGACAUGGUAAUGUAAAUAUAAAGCAGGAAGUCAAUUCUAAGCCUGAACACUUUUAUACAGCGCUUUUUAGUAAUAAGCACGAUGUGCAAAUUCCCCAAUCGGUACACAUGAAGGUGGAGAAGAAAAGUAACGAUGAGGAAAGCAAAGCUAUUGUUGAUGUAAUUGUAAAUGAAAUCGAACAGCCACAGAAGAAGAAGAAAUUGAAUCUCCAAGAAUAUAAAUUGAGGCGAGGUGCCAAUUCUAAUAAUAAUUCGGCCCAAGUCAGCCCAGAAGCGAUAUUUCCGGAUAUAUCUUGCAACAUUAACUUGGAUAAAGAUUUUAAAAUGGCAAAUCAAGGUCAAAGACAUAGUGUUUUAGUUCAGAAGGAACAAGAAAAUUCAGAUGCCUCAAAAGUAAUUUUCGACCCGAUUAGAGAAGCUUCGAGGAAAAUCUUAAUAAAUUCAAAGAAACAAAAAGCUGAAGCUAUGCGGAAGAGGGACGAAGACAUAGUUAUGAGUAAAAUACCAAAAGUUGAAAAUUUGGAGUUACAACCUCUUAUAAGUGAUGCGGAAAUGAUGAAAAUAGUUGGCAUGACACCAGUGCCAAUUGUAACGCCACAUAUCGUUCGGGAAGAAAAACAACAAACAAAAGAUUACGACGAGAUUGUUUUAGUAAGCAUGGGAACGAAUACAGAUGAAAAUCUCUUUAUGAGAGUGGAAAGGCCACCUGAAAGUAAAAUACGUAAAUCAGAGUCACCGCCUACAGAAAAUAAAUCUACAAUAAAUUUUAAGAUUAAAAAAUCUGAUCACGUUUCUAAGCACAAUGUAUUUGACUCCGUUAAAAGUAGAAGCCCAGUUGACGAUAAAAAUCGAUCUGAUAUCAAAAUUGAUAAGGAAAGACUUAAAGAUAUCACGGCUACUCUAAAGAGUGUUGAGAAACAAGUAGAUACUAAAAUCUCAAGUAAUUCGCUGUUCGCUAGCAUACAAGACGUUGUGAUGAAGAAAGCUCCGUCAGUUAUUGCCACGUCAUCGAUUGGAGAACAGAAACAAAUAAAACUUAAUUCUCCGACUGAGAAACGCGAAGCAUUUAAAUACGCAAAAACGACUAUAAUACGUGAUUACGAUGCGAAUGGCGAGCAUGGAGAAGACAAAGUUAUACUUCAUUUAGAGAAAAAGAGAAAGAAACCAGAUUACGCUGCUGUGGAUAUCCAAACCGAUGCCACGCCUGAGUUUGGAGAUUUGGUUAAGAUUCCUGAAAGACUCAUCGUUAAAGAUAACAGUCCGUCACCUAGAAAAAGAAAUGACAGUGACAUGUCAAUGUCAAGCGAAGAUAGUCCAGUUCGUGCGAAGAAAGUCCAAAAUGUGCCAACAACGAAAUCUGAUGAAAAAACAGUUAAACCAAGGCCUGACAGCAGACGGCAGCUAAACAGAUCACAGUCAAAGGAAAAGAGAUCACGGUCAAGAGAUAGGCAUGAUGUUAAAUACCGACGGUCGCAGUCACAUUCCCGUGGCCAUAGACGGAAACGUUCACCGAGUCGGAAACGUUCGCCAAGUCGGAAUAGGUCGAGAUCUCGCGGUCGUUACAGGAGAUAUCGUCGUUCAGACUCUCCUUACAGGAGGAAACGAACGAGAUCUCCCUACAGAUCGAGAAGAUCGCCAUCCAUUCGACGAGAUUACAGAGCGAACCGAUCGCGAUCAAGAUCGAAACACACAGAACGAAAAUCGAGAAGUCCAGUUCCUAAAAAGAAACUCAGUCCCCCCAAAUAUAGUGUAAUUAGUGAAUUAAAACCGACUAAAUCGUUAACACCGCCAAUAAGGAAACCAACUAUAUCUGAAAGUUCUGAGUCAUCUACAUCUUCGAGUUCGUCCUCGUCAAGUAAUACAACAGUGUCUUCUAAAUCCCGAAGAUCGUGUAGUCCAUAUAGGAAAGACGAUUCAUUCAAAAAGAAGGGUUACAGAAGCUCUUACAGCUCUGAAGACAGAGAGAGCAACACGCCCGUUGAAGAGAGACGUAUAGUGUUUGUUGGUAGGUUAGAUAAGGACGUGACUAAAGCAGGUUUGCGUGCGCAGUUCGUCAAAUUCGGACCAGUCACUGAUGUACGAUUGUAUUCGAAGGAAGACGGCUCUCGUUACGGGUUCGUAACCUUCCAACGGCCUAGAGACGCCUGGUCUGCCGUCGAGGCGGCCAGUACGUUCCCCCAAUACGAUGUGGGUUUUGGUGGCCGUAGAGCGUUUUGUAGGCAAAGCUAUGCAGAUCUUGAUGGCCUGGAAGCUAAAUACACUGAGAGCGCUUUCCACGGCCAACCGGCGUUGCCGGUCCGCCGAAACGACGACAUGUCAUUCGAACAAAUGUUGCUAGAUAUAAAAAAGAAAUUAAAUAAACGAAAAGGCGACAAAAACCGUGACGACACAGCU